Penicillium psychrosexuale is the source of this 3327-nucleotide messenger RNA. RefSeq names its product sporulation-specific 71 family protein. Gene Ontology annotation, biological process: protein localization to prospore membrane; ascospore-type prospore membrane formation. The record is from RefSeq and is a predicted model, not a curated record. Gene Ontology annotation, cellular component: prospore membrane. The transcript has 4 exons. Lineage: Eukaryota; Fungi; Ascomycota; Eurotiomycetes; Eurotiales; Aspergillaceae. Bases 1 to 3327 code for a protein of 1108 amino acids.
AUGAGCUCUCCACCAGACGGGGCCAAUGGCUCACGACCAGAACCCGACUCCCGCCCGUCAUACCAUGAAGAUUAUCAUGGCUUGCGGACUGGCUCAUACACAGACCAGCAAUUGCGUCAUGCUUCUGCCAAACAUCUGCACAUGACGAACCGGAGAUUUUUCGUCGGUCCAAUUCCAGAAGGCUGGCUGCACGGUCAUCGCAAGUCUUGGUAUAGGUCUCGACUGAAAGUCAGAAACUAUACAUCGCAUGCCGUCACGUUCUCUGCAAGCCCUAUUGCGGCCCAUUACGAGGAGCAUAACGAUAGGCCCACCCCAGCGUCACCCGACUUGGAUGAGCAGGUCGCCUUGGCGCUUACCAACACAAGCACGGAUGAUGCUGCUGCGGAGCGAUGUGAUGAUAUUGAAGGAGAAACACAAGAGGAAGGAUCUGCAGCAGAUCCUGUGGGGGAACUGAGGACCCUAACCCACCCUGUAGCUGAGGCCAGCGGUGACGACCUCUUACCGACAGAGGACACCUUACCGGCAGACGACACAGAGACUAGAGAACAUAGCGUGGAAGAUGACAGAGCAAACACCGGGAAUAGCGGAGGAGACAGCGGCGAAGAUACAGACAGCACCCCCAAAGCCAGACCAAGGGGGCAAUACGACAUAGACAGCAAUGAUGUUGCUUCAUCUUCGUUUGUCACCGCCAGGGAAGAGGCCCCCAGCUCUGAUACCAGUCGAUCAAUACCCACCGUACGAUCUAGCAGUCUGGAACCGCCUGAGCUGCGACCAAAGUCCCCGGGCUCACAUCAUACAAAUUUGGCCGGUCAUUCUUCUCCCAACCCUCUAACCACCAAUACAUCCAUAGUUCCAAGCGAGGCCGAUUCGACAACUCAGUUGAUUCAAAGCAAGGACACGGACAAGGGGAAGCAUAAAAGCAAGUUAUCUGGCGUAUCUCGUGCAUCGCUUCAACGCCACGACCCACAAGAUGAAGAUGAUACUGGCGAAGAUGCGCAAAUCCAACGGAGACUCCCUGCGAAGGUGGCAAAAUACAACCUGGGUGACAACAUCAGACAUAAGGAGCAAAAGAUGCGCCACAAGAUUGCAAAGACCCAAGGUACUAUGUCUGCCAAGCGACCGCACCGCCGGAAAGUGCAGGACGGAGAGAUUGUCAAAGCAGAAAAAAUGCUGGUCUGCGUGGAGGAGACUCUGCAGGACAGACUUCCCGCCGAUUAUACCGAGAAUGACAGUCUGCGCAUGGAAACGCGGACCGUGGACAAAUGGCGAGAGUUCCUCGUCGUAUGCCGCAAAAGCUCUAUAGAGCAUGCGCCAUUUGCCAUUCAGAUGUACCGCACUCGCGUGAUUCCUGAUGUGCAACGUGCGAACAGCAAAACGCCUCCUUAUUACGAAGUAAAGCUCAACCACAAAGAUACCCAUACCAUCGUUAUUUGGCGUCCCCGCAAGCAUGGAACCAAAAUAUUUAUCCUUCGGCCAAAGUCCUCGGCGCACUCUGCGGAAUGGUACACUUUCAUCCGCCAGGUGCUUGGAUGGCGGCGUCCCACCUCCCUCCCUAUUCACGUCCCUGAUCUGGGGGUUUCCCUCAUCUUUCAAAAUCCUUUCGAUCAGAUAGAGGAAGGGCUGAAAGCAGAUGAUUCUGAUACCGAGCACAAUCCAACUGUGAACCGGCCAGCCGUCGAUGACAAGUUUGCUGCCGCUACCAUCAUCCGAGGAUGCAUGGAUAUGCUCGAAGGCCGUGCCGAGUGGGCCGAGGUCUUGAAAGCUUGGUCCAAGACCGAGAAGAUGGGACUUGCUUGGAAGCGGUACGACCGACUCGAGUGGGUAUUUGGAGUCAACGAGGAAAAGAUGUAUGGGACUAUUGGGAUGCAGUCAUCCCACGAGCUUGAGUUACGACCAAGACAUCAUUACUCUACUACAAUCAGGCAUCCGGAUGUACAGGAGGAACCUGCCCCGAUCGAAGGAUUCCUAGUCCGUCUCACAUCCCAGAAGGGUGUGCAUCAGCGGAUGAACAAGAUGUUCUUCAAACGGCUGUACUUCUUUACCCAAGAUCAUUAUUUGUUGUUCUGUCGGCCAGCCAGGGCAUUUCCCCCGUCACCGCCGAAAUUUGAUCCCCCAGAAGAAGGAAAUGUACCAACUGCCCGUGAGAUAUUGGAUCAAAUGCCGCUCUCUUGGGAUAUCGACCCUUAUCCCCUUGAAAGUAACAAGAUUAAAUGGCUCUCCAGCGGCAAUCGUGAGUUCGUGAAACGACACGAUGAAGAGGCCUAUGCGAACGUGCAGAGGAAUGUACACAAUAUCAGCCAGGCAGAUGGGUAUAUCGAUAUGUGUCGGGUGACAGAAGUCCGCAAUGUCUAUCGUGGCAGCUGCCCUGCUGAUCCCAAUAUCGGGGAAGGACCUGCUGUGGACUUCAAUCCCCAAACCAGAGACUCACGACGGGAUGAUGGAGCAACGCAAGAGUUUGACGAUGGUAGGACAUUUGAAUUGGUUCUAAACAAUGGUCUUGUCGUUCGACUGCAGGCGUACGAUGGUGCCACACGGGACGAGUGGGUCAAACGAAUCGAUGCGCUUGUGAAGUAUUGGCACAUUCGCUGCGCGGACGAUGCCACGGAGCUGCAGGCCGUACGUCAGCGCAAUCUCAAGCUGUUGGGUAUCGACGAAGCUAUGGAAUCCGUUUUCGGACAGUUCGCGAAGAAGUGGGAGGUGUCGAAAGCCGAGGCAUCUCCACACUUGCACAACAUGUGCUCGCUGUCUAGUUGUCGGACUAUCAAGAUGUCCGGCACCCUCUACCGCAAGCCCCGUCGCCACACCACUUUCUACCAAUGCGAUGUCAUCCUCACAGCAGGCAAGCUGUUAAUUUUCCGCAGCACACUGCGCCGGCGAAACGGCACCGUGAUCCCACACAUCCAUCAAGAACUUGAAACAUCCAUCGAGCUGGAAGAUUGCUAUAUUUAUUCUGGUCUAAUUACCGAAAACGACUUGCUGUAUGCCAACCAGACAUUCGACAGCAAUAACCCUGGUGUGCAUGCUCUGCCACGGGUGUAUCUCGAUUCAGAUGUCUUCACAAGUCACGAUGAGGAUACUGCUAUCACCUUCGUGAUCUGGCAACCCUUGAGUAAGAGCUACUUCCGAGCCCAGGAAAUAGGGGAAGAAGGCAAAGCCAAACGAUCCUUGCGUCAUGUGUCCACGCUGGGCAAGCAUGGCCGCACCAUCGUGUUUAAAACACGUAGUCGUGUGGAAAAGGACCGUUGGGUGAUGAGUAUUUCCUCGGAGAUUGACCGUCUCCAGGAAGAGAAACAUGAAGAUAUACGGCUUGUUUCUCUAGAUGGCUGA